CUACGUGGCCACAUUUUUUAUCCACAAACAAUCCAAUCUCCCAUUCUUCUAAGCAACCAAAUAAAAUUCCCAAUCCACUUUCCAAUUUGGUCCUCUUUCUCUUCUUCAAGAUUCGCAAUAGGGGGGAAAAAAUGUCAGUAGCUUCUUCAUCUCCAUUCUCAUCCAUCAAGAUCCCAAAUUCUUCUUCUUCUUCAUAUUCCACUUUCACGAGAUUCUCUACAGCCAGACCCAUCACAGUAACCGUGAGGAGCUCUCAGACCGAAGGCCCAUUAAGGAGACCCGUGGCUCCUGUGAAGCCGAUCCCGCCCCGUCCGCCGCAACCCUCUCCUCCGCCGCCGGAUCAGCCGGGCUCGGCGGCUGCGGAGGGCAGGAGCGUAAUUACCAUCGAGUUCCAGAGGCAAAAGGCCAAGGAGCUGCAAGAAUAUUUCAAGCAGAGAAAGGCAGAGGAAGCCAACCAAGGCCCUUUCUUUGGUUUUAUUGGGAAGAAUGAAAUUUCCAAUGGGAGAUGGGCAAUGUUUGGCUUUGCUGUUGGGAUGUUAACAGAGUAUGCCACCGGCUCCGACUUUGUGGAUCAAGUGAAGAUUCUUCUCUCAAAUUUUGGACUACUAGACUUGGAAUGAGGCUCUGGCUUUCAACCCUCAAAGUUGAAUGUUAUGUUUUCUGCAAUAUGUGCAUUGUUUGGUGUGUAUUUUAUUGUUGUAUUCAUUCAUUUUUAGUAAAACUUGACCUGAAAACAGCUUUUUAAACUAUAAAAAGGCAUACACAUUGUACUGUCCUUUUUCUCUUUAACCUUGAAAAUUAUGGUUUUGAUGAGGGUAGUUUGGAUUUUGGAACCAAACUUAGCUUAUGGGUAUUUUUUUAGGUAAAUGACUGGGGGUUAAAUAAUUCAUUAAAUAUCCUUUUGGUCU
Cuscuta campestris is the source of this 908-nucleotide messenger RNA. Lineage: Eukaryota; Viridiplantae; Streptophyta; Magnoliopsida; Solanales; Convolvulaceae. The record is from the annotation of a GenBank genome assembly.